Acanthochromis polyacanthus (spiny chromis) is the source of this 5162-nucleotide messenger RNA. Its product is annotated as trichohyalin-like. Gene Ontology annotation, biological process: regulation of transcription by RNA polymerase II. Gene Ontology annotation, molecular function: double-stranded DNA binding; transcription coregulator activity. Lineage: Eukaryota; Metazoa; Chordata; Actinopteri; Pomacentridae. Gene Ontology annotation, cellular component: nucleus. The record is from RefSeq and is a predicted model, not a curated record.
CGGGAAAGAAUUGAAGAUCACGUGACGCGGCGGCCAACAUGGCGGCGGAGAAGAGCCGCAGCUAAGUAACCAGAAGCCUCCUGCUGAGUGAAACAAGCACCGGAGAGUUUUUCUACGUUUUCAGAGGACCGACGUUAGGUUUCCCGAUUCCUGCUGUGCGAUCGAGUCCUGAAGCAGCAAAAUGCCGGGAAAAAGCAGCGACCAGUUUAAAGCUGGAGACCUGGUGUUCGCUAAGAUGAAGGGUUUCCCUCACUGGCCUGCCAGGAUCUGCAAGUCAGACCGCGGCUACAAGAAACGAAUCCCGGUCUUCUUUUUUGGGACUCAUCAGAUAGGCAGCCUGCCGCCCGAGAACGUCGUUCCGUACAUCGGAAACAAGAUGAAGUACGGCAGUGGAGUUCGCAUUAAAGGCUUCGCUGAGGGAAUGUGGGAGAUCCAAAACACUCCUGGAGUCGGCAGUAAACUAAAAGUACCAGGAAAGACCAACACCCAGACUACACCUGCUAAACAGACUUCUGCAAACAGAGCUAAACCCACUUCUGCCUCUAAAGCUACACCUGCUACACCAGCUUCUGCCUCUAAAGCUACACCUGCUAAAACUUCAAAUGACAAACGGAGAAGUUCGUCCGCUCCCUGUAAACCUGAACCCGACAGUAAACCGGCUGCUGCUGAAUCAGAAACUCCUGUUAAAACUGCUACCAGGGCGUCGUCCAGGUUAGCUCCAGAUAAAUCUACAGAGUCCAAAGAGACUUCUACAAAUGUUACAGAAACUGCUGUUACAGCAAGAAGCAGAAGAGCAGCAAGCCGAGGAUCUGCAGGAGUGAGUGCAGGUUCUGCAGAGGACAAAAAAGAGAUAACAGCAGGUGAAGUCGUCAGUAAACCUGCUGCUGAAACAAAUAAAGCUGCAGCUAAGACAGAAACUCGAAGCACUCGAAGUUCUCCAGCAGAGGAACCAGAACCUUCAGCAGCUUCCAGCUCUGCAGAGACUGAAUCUGCUGCUACCACCAGGAGCAGAGCAGCAGAGUCCAAGCUCGCAUCACUGCAGGAGGAUGCUGAAACUGAGCAAAAGAAGAAGAAAACAGCUGCUGGUCCUCCAGUGGCGACUGAAGGAGAGAGGAAGAAGAAAGAGGAGGAGAACCGAGGGUUGAAGAGGAAGAGAGACGAGAAGGACGAGGAGAAUAAAAGAAGUCUGGACAUCAGAGAAGAAGAGAAAGAGGAGACCAAAUCAGAGAGACGAACUUCAAACAGGAAGAGAUGGAAGGAAGUGGAGGACGAAGGAAGGGAAGAGGAGAAGACGACUUUGGAGAGACCAACAUCACGACAACAAAGAGAAGAGAAAGAGGACGAAGGAAAGGAAGAGGAGAAGAUGACUUUGGAGAGACGAACGUCACGGCGACAAAGAGAAGAGAAAGAGGACGAAGGAAAGAAAGAGGAGAAGACGACUUUGGAGAGACGAACAUCACGACGACAAAGAGAAGAGAAAGAGGACGAAGGAAAGGAAGAGGAGAAGACGACUUUGGAGAGACGAACAUCACGACGACAAAGAGAAGAGAAAGAGGACGAAGGAAAGAAAGAGGAGAAGACGACUUUGGAGAGACGAACAUCACGACGACAAAGAGAAGAGAAAGAGGACGAAGGAAAGGAAGACGAGAAGACGGCUUCAGAGAGACGAACAUCACGACGACAAAGAGGAGACAAAGAGGACGAAGGAAAGGAAGACGAGAAGACGACUUCAGAGAGACGAACAUCACGACGAAGAGAAGAGAAAGAGGAUGAAGGAAGGGAGGAGGAAAAGACGACUUUGGAGAGACGAACAUCACGACGACAAAGGGAAGAGAAAGAGGAUGAAGGAAAGGAAGAGAAGAAGACGACUUCAGAGAGACCAACAUCACGACGAAGAGAAGAGAAAAAGGACGAAGGAAAGGAAGAGGAGAAGAAGACUUCAGAGAGACCAACAUCACAACGAAGAGAAGAGAAAGAGGACGAAGGAAGGGAAGGGGAGAAGACGACUUUGGAGAGACAAACAUCACGACGACAAAGAGAAGAGAAAGAGGAGAAAACAGACAGAACAGAAAAAGAGGAGCAGAAACCGAGAGAAGAUGGAGGCGAAGGACCGAGGAGAGAGUGGAGGAAGAGAGAAAAUGAGGAGCAGAAGGAACCAAAGAAGAAAGGUGAAGAAAGAAAGAAAGAGGAGAGACGAGAUGAGAGACAGCGAAAAAAGAGGAAGCGGGAGGAAGAGGAGAAACCGAAACAGGAAGAAGGCAUGGAGGUGAAGAAGAAGAAGAAAAAAAAGAAGAAGAAUGAGGUGGAGAAGAAGGAUGGAGGAGAUGAGGAAGGAAAGGAGAGAGGAGGCAAAUCUGUGGACCAAGAGCAACAGCGCCACCUGGCGGCGAAGAGAGAGAGUCUGCUGAGGUCUCUGAGGGGUCUACUGAAGGCCGGCCGAGGAGCAAAGAGGAGGGAGGCGAUGAAGAACGCCACGAGAGUCGGAGAUCCAGCCAAGAGGAAGACGGAAACUCAGAGGACCUCAGAGAAGACGAGCAGGAAGACGGGAACCUCCAUCAGCCAGAGAACACCAGAGAAGAAGAACAAGGAGGAGAAAGGAGAGAAGACGAGUCAGACGGCAGAGGAGGUGAAGGAGAAGGAGGCGAGAGAAGACGAGAAGAAGAACGAAGAAAAGAAAGAGGAGAGGAAAAUCAUCGGGAAGAUCGUGAAGGCAACAGCCGGACAGGGAACGAAGAUCCAGGUGAAGAUGGGAGGAAUGACAACAACGACCGAGGAGGAGAAGAAGAAGAGGGAGGAGGAGGAGAAGAAAGAGAGGGAGGAGGAGGAGAAGAAGAAGGAGAAGAAGAAAGAGAGGGAGGAGGAGGAAAAGAAGAAGGAGAAGAAGAGAGAGAGGGAGGAGGAGGAAAAGAAGACAGAGGAGAAGAUGAAAAGGGAGGAGAAGCAGAAGAAAGAGAGGGAGGAGGAGGAGAAGAAGAAGGAGAAGAAGAGAGAGAGGGAGGAGGAGGAAAAGAAGACAGAGGAGAAGAUGAAAAGGGAGGAGAAGCAGAAGAAAGAGAGGGAGGAGGAGGAGAAGAAGAAGGUGGAGGAGGAGAAGAAGAAAGAGAGGGAGGAGGAGGAGGACAAGAAGAAGGAGGAGGAGGAGAAGAAGAAGAUGGAGGAGGAGAAGAGGGAGGUAGAGGAGAAGAAAAAGAUGGAGGAAGAGAAGAAGAUGGAGGACAAAAGAAAGAGGAGAAGAGAGGAGAUAAAUAUGGAGAGGGACAAGAAGAAAAAAGAGGAAGAGGACAAAAGGCAAGAGGGAAAGAAGAAGAUGGAGGAAGAGAAGAAGGAGGAGAAUGUGGAGGAGUUGAAGAGGAGCUUGAGAGGCGGCACCGGAGAGAUGAAGAAAUCUGAAGAUGCAACGAGACUAAGCUCAGAGGCCAAGAGGAAAUCAGAAAGAACGAAGGCCGAGGACGAGAAAGACAAGAACGCAACGGAGGAAGAGAAGAAGAAGAAAGACGAGGAGGAGAAGAAGAAAGAUGAGGAAAAGAAGAAGAAAGAUGAGGAGGAGAAGGCUGAAGACGGGAAAAGAGUCGCAGGCGGCGAGAGGAAAUCAGAAAGAACGAGAGCCGAGGACGGGAAAGAAAAGAAUGCAACAGCGGAAGAGAAGAAGACGAAAGGCAAGAAGAAGAGGAGGUUGGAGGAAGAGAAGAAGAAGAGCUCGGAGGAAGAGAAGAAGUCUGAAGAUGGGAAAAGAGUCGAGAGGAAAUCAGAAAGAAGGAGAGCAGCAGCCGAGGACGGGAAGAAGAGCCAAACGGAGGACGAGAAGAAGACGAGCGGAGCUGAUGAGACACACGGAGGAGAAGAACAGCAGAAAGAGGAGGAGAAGAAGAAAAUGACAACCAGAGAGCAGAAGAAGAAAGAAAACCCCAAGGGGGAAUCACAAGAGAAGAUGAGCGACAAAACGGUGCCAGGUCACCCGAAGAAGAGGAGCAAAGAGGAAAAGAAACCACAGAAGAAGAGCAUCAAAGACGACAAAACGGCGACAGAUCAGACAAAUAAAACGAGCGCCGAAGAGUCAAAACCGCAGAAGAAGAGCAGCGACAGUGACAGGAGGAGCAGAGCCGAGACGUCGGUCGAAUCCACCACCAAAGAAGAAGCGGAGAAGAAGAGCGCAGAAGAAGACGGUAAACCAGAGAAGAAGAGCUCUGCAUCGCUAACGGACUCAACUCUGCACAGAAUCCACGGAGACAUCAGGAUCUCUCUGAAGUCCGACAACCCGGACGUGUCCAGGUGUCUGAGGGCGCUGGAUCAGCUGAGCAUGGUUUACGUGACGUCACAGCACGUUCAGAGACACAGCGAGCUGGUGGCCACGCUCAGGAAGAUGCGCUACUACCGGGCCAGCGAGGCCGUCAUGGCCAAGGCCUCGAUGCUCUACAACCGCUUCAAGAACGCCUUCCUGGUGGGGGAAGGAGAGGAGGUGGUGAGCGCCGCCUUCCUCAGGUCGCUGCUGCAGGAGAAGGAGGAGGAGGAGCAGCAGAGGGUGGAGCGGUGCAGGAGGGAAGAGCUGCUGGACCAGGUGAGGAGGAGGAUGGAACAGCUGAAGGAGAGGAAGAGGAGGGACGACGACGAGGAGGAGGAUGGAGAGAAAGAAGAUGGAGAGGAGGACAACGGAGAGAAGGAUGAGAAAGAGGAGGAUGGAAAAGAACCGGACAACCAGACGGCAGCUCCAGUGGACUCUUCCUGAGGUUCUCCUGAAGCAGCUGGACUGAACCACGUCUGACCUGCGGGGGGGAGCAGCUGAACAACACGUUUACCUCGACAGACUGUUUAUUUAUUGUUUUAUUUAACGUCAGCAUUAAAUCUGCUCUGAGUGGUUGAAGUCCAGCCUCACCUGGACUCACCUGUUCACCUGCUGCAGACUCCUCUACUGUUAAACAUGGACUUUGUUUUAUUGGUUUUAUUGGGUUUUUCUUUGCCGUUUGACGUCAGAUUGAAGCAUUAAAGUUUGUGUAGAACUUUGUACAGACAGAUUUUAUGGUUUUCUUGUUUUUAUUUCUGUUACUGAUUAAAGUUUCCAUCGUUUCUGCAGACGUCUGCUUGUCUGAGCGUCUCCACAGUUUGAGAAAAGUGUUUUUAUUUUUCAUUUUUAAACCUGCAGACAUUAAAGACUUUAAAAAGUUAAA